CCUUCACAUCUGUUUCAGAUUUUAGUAUCACCAAUCUGCUGAAUCACCAUAGCACUUCUCCUUUCUCCCAAUUUUCAUUAUCCUUCUUUAAUCUUUCUUUUCUCAACUUUUCUGUUGCAGGCAUGGAUAAUGCUGCAGGUCCAAAUUUGUUACUACCUUUGCACCGUUGCAAAACUAUUCACUUGGUGAGGCAUGCUCAAGGGAUUCACAAUGUAGAGGGAGAUAAGAACUUUACAGCAUUACUGUCUCCUGAGUAUGCUGACGCGCAUCUUAGCCGGCUAGGCUGGCAGCAGGUUGAUAACUUGCGUAGGGAUGUCCAAAAUUGUGGCCUUACCAAGAGGAUCGACUUAAUCGUCAUGACGCUGCAAACAGCUGUUGGAGUAUUUGGUGGGGAGGGUUACACGGAUAGGAUGGAUGCAGUUUCACUUGUGGUGACAAAUGCAAGAAAAAGCAGCCGUGCUGCAAUUUCUAGUCUAAACUCUCCUCCAUUUAUUGCAUUAGAUCUUUGUCGGGAACGUAUGGCUGAUGUUAUGGAGCCAGUUGAAGAUGUUGUAGCAAGGAGUUCGAAACUAAUUAUCUGCUUGUUGAAACGGAAAGAGAACGAGAUAGCAAUUGUUAGGCAUGGCGGAUUCUUGGUUCAUACAUUAAGGGCAUUCGGAAAUGAUAGCCAUCCAUUGCUGAAGGAGGAAAUGUGCAUACCCUUCGCAAAUUGUGAGCUUCGAUCCAUGGUUAUUGUUGAUAGAAGGUCAGCCUCUCUCAUUGUGACGCCCCACCUCAAAUCUCACUUGGGAGGAUAAUGUGAGUUUGAGCUUUUAAAUCUCAGCUUAAAAGACUUUUAGGCCAUUUUACUAGUUUUAGACAAUAUUUGCUACCCUUUCAAGAAUUUUUUUU
Messenger RNA from Rubroshorea leprosula, 891 nucleotides. Lineage: Eukaryota; Viridiplantae; Streptophyta; Magnoliopsida; Malvales; Dipterocarpaceae. The record is from the annotation of a GenBank genome assembly.